AUGGCGGACCCAAUGGGAGCCGAGAUCGUGGUGGAGCAGGACGCCCCUUUUUCGACGCCAAAGCGCCCGAGUCGGGUGGUGAAGCCUACGAGCAAGAAACGCGACGAAACACCCGACAGACGACGCGAGAAGGUGCAGCGGUUCAUGACAGUCACGUCCGGCAAUGCCAAGGCCGAGCCAACGCCAAUGGAUUGGAUUUACGAGGCACGUACGUACGGCAUGCACAUACGAUUUAAUACACCGGCGGGGGGGACAAUCGAUUGGGUUGGGGACCGCAUUAAGCACCGCCGAGUGCAAUUCCGGAUGGGCGAGUUGACGGAGAUGUUGCAUUCGUUGAAGGACGAAGCACGAGGGUUGUUGACAACAUUGGCCAUGGUGGACGAUGUCAGCCAGUUACCGCAGAUCCCGUGGUCGUCAUUCGAAGAUGACCACAGCGAAGAUAGAGUAGGUUAUUCGUUUUUAGAAGACGACCGCAACCAUACGUGGUUAGAAGCUGGCAAGAAUUGGGGUAUACGGCGAAUCACCGAUUCCCCAGGCCGUCGGAAGAUUUGGUUCGACCACGGGAGAGAGGACGGGAAGCCGUUCCAAGCCAGAGCAGUACAGUCAUAUGGGCAGACGCUUGUUGUUGGUAUAUUCGUCUUGGAAGUUGCUGACCUCGUCGUCGGCCCCAAGCUUUGCAGCCAAUCAGAAUUUAGUGGUCAAGAUGUGGCCGUUUUGGGAUAUGUGGGACCGUCACUCAGCCAAUCAUGA
This is a messenger RNA of Fusarium oxysporum Fo47, 750 nucleotides long. RefSeq lists its product as uncharacterized. Lineage: Eukaryota; Fungi; Ascomycota; Sordariomycetes; Hypocreales; Nectriaceae. The record is from RefSeq and is a predicted model, not a curated record. The transcript has 3 exons. Bases 1 to 750 code for a protein of 249 amino acids.